GCGUCGCAUUCCGCCCCCUCUCUGCUCUGCAUCUCCGUAUAUGAGGUCGACAAUGAGCUGAAUCCAUAAAACAAGGGUGAUUGAUUCACACGGGCUGUUGCUGCCGUAUCGUCCAAUCUACGGCCGCAUCUCAUCGCACGUUUCUCCUCCUGCUAUACAUUUCGCGGCUUACUGACGGCCUGCCCUCAACCUGGAGAGAGAUAGUCUGAUAGAGAGCGAGAGCGAGAGAGAGGGGGACCUUUGCGUCACCUCUUGCUGAGGAAAAGCAGAGCAGAGCUCACAUGCGGUAACUGACACCUCAGAACCAUGCCUGUGGCCAGAAUCGUGGCCGCGAUCCGAGGCGCGGCCUCGCGAGAUGCAUACAAAUACAGCGCCGUCCCCGACCUGGAGUCUGAACGAGAGCCUCGGCGGCAUCGGCAGUUUGAUCGACGAGGUUCAACUCAAAGACAGCCUGCCGGGGAACCUGCACACUUUGCUGCGUCUCAGGGACAGACUAGACUGAUCAAGAUGUCGCUCGGCGGCAUGGCGCUCUUUGCCAUCUUGCUGACCAUGGCCUCACUCGGCCGGUCUAAGCCCUCGUCGACUUGCGAAGUCGUCGGCAAUUGCACAGAAGACGUUUCGCAGAUCUGGGGCCAAUACUCACCCGUCUUCUCAGUCCCCUCCACCAUUGACGCUUCCAUCCCGGCGAGCUGCAGUUUGACUUUUGCGCAAGUCUUGUCCCGCCAUGGAGCGCGGUUCCCGACGCAAAAGAAGACGGAAGUCUACCAAGAGAUGAUUGCGCGCAUUCAGAGCAGCGUCGAGGAUUACGGCAAGGGAUUCGAGUUCCUCAAGGACUAUACGUACACACUUGGCGCCGACGAUUUGACCCCCUUUGGUGAGCAGCAGAUGGUGGACUCUGGAAAGGCCUUCUUCGAGCGGUACCACGGCCUAGCCUCUGAUUCCGAACCCUUCGUGCGAGCCUCUGGGUCGGAGCGAGUGGUUCUGUCGGCACAGAGGUUCCUCGAGGGGUACUACGAAGCUCAGCACCGCGACGCUUUAAACGCAACCAAUGAUGUUCUGGUCAUUCCCGAGGACGAGGCAUAUAACAACACUCUGAACCAUGGAGCGUGCCCUGCCUUUGAAGAAGGCCCGGCAUCUGAAAUCAGGGAUUUGAACCAGAAGGUCUGGCUUGGCGUCUUCGGGCCUGCGAUCAACAGGAGGCUCAACAGCAAGCUGCCUGGCGCCAACCUGACGCUGAUCGAGACCGUCUACAUGAUGGACCUGUGCCCAUUCACCACGGUGGCCAAUACGAGCGUGCCGUCGGACUUUUGCAGGCUCUUUUCCGCGGACGAGUGGACUAGCUACGACUACUUUCAGUCUCUGGACAAGUGGUACGGGUAUGGGAAGGGCAACCCGAUGGGCCCGUCUCAGGGGGUUGGAUUCAGCAACGAGCUGAUUGCCAGGCUGACGGGCGAGCCUGUGCACGAUGCGACGACGACGAACACGACGCUCGACUCUUCACCCGAGACGUUCCCCCUCGACGCCAAGCUGUACGCCGACUUUUCGCACGACAACACCAUGUCUUCCAUCUUUGCGGCCCUGGGCAUGUUCAACUCGACCAGGGAUCUGCCGCUCAAGUACAAGCUGUCUCCCAAGAAGCUUCACGGCUUCUCCGCGUCGUGGGUCGUGCCGUUUGGUGCCCGCAUGUACGUGGAGAAGAUGCAGUGCAGCGGCUCGAACGAGCCGCUGGUGCGGAUCAUCCUCAACGACCGCGUGGUGCCGAUGCGGACGUGCAACUCGGAUCGACUGGGGCGGUGCAAGCUGGGUGCUUUUAUUGAUAGCCUGACGUUUGUGCGCGGCGGAGGGCUGUGGAAUCAGUGUCCUUUGAGGGCUGAGGGGUGAUUACAAUGCGAAGAACAAGAUUUAGAUUCAGAACUUACCUACAGUAGGUACAUG
Molecule: messenger RNA, 1935 nt
Organism: Trichoderma reesei QM6a
Lineage: Eukaryota; Fungi; Ascomycota; Sordariomycetes; Hypocreales; Hypocreaceae
Product: histidine acid phosphatase
Exons: 2
Coding region: 508-1881 (457 amino acids)
Molecular function (GO): acid phosphatase activity
Source: RefSeq, a predicted model, not a curated record